AAGGGGAAAGCAGCAGUAGCAGCAGCCAGGGGAAGGCAAGCAGUGCUGCACAGGCCUUGGGAUGCUCUCAAAAACACCAGCUGGCUCCAUCGACUGUGUGCUUUUCUCUAGCCAAGCUGAUUUGCCAUUAAUAAGUGCCUUGCAGUUGGCGAGCAGGCUCGGCCUUUCCUCGAGUUGCUUUUACCGGGAUGAAAACCAUGACUUGCAACGUUGAGAUGAACUAAACGACUUGCUCCAAGAAACGCCUAAGUCUGCGAACAUCUGAAAUGUCUGAACAGUAUUAAUUCAAGAGGAUCAAUGCUCAUCGGCUUGAGGACCGCGGAAGUGGGGCCUACCAUGGUGACACUAAUCACAGAGAAGCUGCAGAACCAAAGCUUGGACGACCUGUCAUGCAAAACGUACAAUAUUAAUCUGCGCUCAUCUGAGAAGCUGAACAAUGAAGGCAGCUUGUUCCCUUACGAAAUCAAUGAGGACAGUCGCUGGAAGGUGAUUGACAGGUCUUGCCCAGUCCGGGCUGAACUGAACAAAAAUACGUUUUUUGCUUUCCCCAUGUGCCCCUUCAGCACCGGCACUCCCGGCAGUUUUAGUCUUCAAUGGCAGAACGAAUCCUCAAAUCAGGCGUUGGUAUCGGGUUGGAUAAACAAACUUAACCUCAAUGACAGCCUUGGCCAGCCACUGGCUCCCCCUACAAAAAGACACUGCAGGUCAUUGUCUGAGCCAGAUGAACUGUCUCGCUGUCGGUCACCCUGGAAACCUGGCAAUUCCAAAGUCUGGACUCCCGUGUCAAAGAGACGGUGCAAUAGCGGUGGCAGUGCCACGUUACAGCGCUGCAACAGUCACGGCAGCACCACUUUGCAGAGAAGCACAAGCAUAAGCCUGCCUCAAAAUGCCCCGUCUCUAAAUAACAAUAUAUUCACAGUCCCCACCUGUAACACAUCUCCUGUUCCAAGGCCUUCUUCUGCCAGCAGUGGCUUUGUGGACAGUAGCGAAGGAAGCACAAACUCGAGCGUACGCUGGAACUCUGGGGGCUCUUGCGACUUCAAUCCGAGGAGGCGUCUUUCCUUGUCUCAGGAGCACAUCACAGAACCAGGAGAUAUACUGCCUUCCGCAAACAGCACUCCAACCUCUACUCCUGAGCUGAGAAGGCGCCAAGGGUUGCUGAGGUGCCGCUCCCAGCCUUGUGUGUUAAACGAGAGGAAAACCAGACUAAAACGAAGGCGUGACGAAGACAUUCGGUGGAAUCGUCCAUCUAUUGAUUUCUUAAAAAUGACACGGACUUCAAAAAGCCUGUGCUCUUUGGACUAUGAAGAUGAAGAUGAUCCCCACCUCAAGACCAUCGUGUCCUCUCCCUGCGAUUCCAAUGACCACAUGAAUAUCAUCACUCCUGGCUCGAGCCCCGUCAAGGAGACCAUGGGCGGAGGAACCUGCUUCGUCAGCUGCUCAAGGGAGGCAGCCGUGAGCGAAAGCGAGGAAGACCUAAGUGACUGUGAGAGUGCCUGAGGGCACUAAAUUUCCUAUAGAUUGCGAGGAUCUGGAUCUGGAACAGAUAGAGAACAACUGAAUCUCAUUGCCUCUGUAGGAUAAAGGCGUCCUCCCUGGUAGAAACGUGCCUUCUGUUGCCGUUGCUCUCCUUCAAGGAGCCCAGUGGAAAGAGUUGCGGCUUAGUCACCUGUUUAGUUAAGGAAAUGGACAAGAUAAAGACUGAGCAUUAAAAAAAAAGUUGUUUCCACCCGGCUGUAUUUGCUGCGCGGCCUAGUAUGUGGGGCUAUACGUACAAAGCUAAAUAGAUGUGAAUGUACUCAACAGGUUUUGUAUGGGUGGGGAAUGUUCCUCCAAGUGCUGACAGCGAGUGCCUAAAUCUAUUUUUUUUGCUCAAUAAAUAAAAGGGAGGGGGAGGGAAAGGACUACUAUUUUAAGCUAGUUUCGUAAUUAUAUAACCUCACUUUUUGCGGGGUUUGUAUGUCUCGGCGAGUACAAUUUGUUUACUUUUGCGAACGUCGCACAUACUAGGCUGCUAUAUGUCAGAGAGAAGACAGCAGAGGAGUUUCAAGGAAACAUUUAUAAAAAAAAAUACAAAAAAUAAAAAAUACAAAAAAGACAUAUUUUUGCAUUUCUGUGGCUUUUACAGUUCUGGAGAAAAAAAAAACAUCUCUAUUUUGAAAUGAAUUUUUUCAGGAGGGCAUUGUGUAACUUACAAUCUGUCUGCCAUGAUUCUGAUGCAGGUAUAUAUGUUCUAUAUUUGAUGAAAAGAGCUUAAAGUUCUACAGGAAAUAGUUGAUUCAAGACGUCUAGUGUUCACACUCGGUCCAAAAUACCAAAAUUAACCGCAGUUUUUUGUUUCGUUUUUUAAAAUAGUAUGCGGUUAAAAACGUACUAUUUUAUUUUUUAUUUUAUUCUUUUUACUUUGACAUUGAUCAAAAUGUAUUAAUGACCUUAAGAUUAAUGAGGGGGAAAAAAAAAAUUCCCCAAAAUUUGCUACUUUAAUUGGGAUUUUUUUUUUCUAUCUUGAACAAAGCAAUGGUGAUUUAGCAUUAUGUGCAUUUACGAGUGCGAUUAGUUACAUGCCUUGUAGGUCAUUAUUACGUUUUGUUGGUUUUGUUUUUUUGUUUAGUUUUUUUUCUACUGUUCAAAAAGAGAAAAAGAAUGUAUUGGAGCACUUGAACUUUAGACAGGGACUUUGUAAAGCUGAUGAUCAAUUCCACAGGAAGAGGUCACCCCCUCAGCAAUAGAAGGCAAUUUGUCCUUUAAUAAAUAAAAAAUAAUAAUUUUCUUCA
Molecule: messenger RNA, 2774 nt
Organism: Bufo gargarizans (Asiatic toad)
Lineage: Eukaryota; Metazoa; Chordata; Amphibia; Anura; Bufonidae
Gene: FAM53A
Product: family with sequence similarity 53 member A
Exons: 6
Coding region: 298-1500 (400 amino acids)
Biological process (GO): protein import into nucleus
Cellular component (GO): nucleus
Source: RefSeq, a predicted model, not a curated record